AUGAAAGACCAAGAGAAACUUGUUUACCCAAUAUCUGGUCUUGUUACUGAAACUUUUUAUGACCCAAAAUCGAAGGAAGUUGUUUCUGUUGCUGUUUAUCGAGGGAUACCGUAUGCUGAUGCGGAGAGGUUUCGGGAAUCAACGGUCAGAGAAAACGUUCCCGAGAAGCUUCCCAUUUUACCAGCGACGCCUCAUUUUCCACAACCCAAUGAGUUUAACUUGUCCAACUGGCUGACUCUCCCACGAACUCUCAAAAAAGAACACGUGACUUACGCAUCCGAAACCGACCCCCUCUACCUCAACAUUUUCACCAAGCAAAACCACCUGAAAAACAAGCCGGUCAUCCUCUACGUCCAUGGCGGCAGUCUUCUCAUCGGCGGCGCUUCUAGUUACGAUGGUCAUGCUUUGGCAGCAAUAGGCGAUGUGAUCUUCGUGAGCAUAAAUUAUCGACUCGGCUCUUUUGGGACGAUGUUCGGCGGAAAUUGGGCGCUCAGUGAUGUUUUGUCAGCGCUGGAAUGGGUUCAACUGCACAUUGAAAAAUUCGGAGGAGACAAGGAAAACGUAACACUGAUGGGAUACUCGGCGGGAGGAAUGAUUGUCGAUCAUUUGAUGAGUUCGCCAAGGUCGAAAGGCUUGUUUCACCGGGCAAUCGCGAUGUCAGGAAAUGCCUCGAGCGCUUGGACCUGGACAAGAGAUGAGAAAAAGGAAAAUAACAUGAGAAGGUUGAAAAAAAUUCUGGGAGAAGAUGAUGAUGAGAAAGUUCGAGAAAAAGUAACAAAGAUGCCAUUUGAAGAAUUUUUGCGAAAAAUCGAAUACCCUGCUUGGACAGAGCCCGACUAUUUCUACUGGACUUUUUGCACUGGAGAAUCUGAUUCUAUCCUACCUUCAUUUCCCUAUGCAGAUCUCGAGGAGUCAUUCAAAAUGGACAUUCCAUAUAUGAUGGGGAGAACAAAUGAUGAGGGUUGCUACUCGAUGAGUUUUUAUCAUCACCCGAAGUUUUUGGAAGGUCUUUCAAAAGAAGAUUUUCAGGAAGUCGUCAUUCGGACUGCAAAAGGAAGACGAAUGAUUCCCGAGAUUCUUCCAGAAGAAAAAUAUCCUGAAAUCAUAGAAGAGUACUUUGGCUCUGGGUUUGACAAAUCGGACCAGUUUUACUACACAAAGAUAUUUGGAAAAUGGUUCGGCGAGAUGGAGAUUGGAAUCGGAAUCGAAGCUCGAGCUCGAUCGAUGAAAAAUGCCUUUGUCUACCGAAAUUCGUACAAGCCACUUUUCGCGAAAAACGAUUCUUACCGCGGAGAACUUACUUCAAACCGCCCAGAUUGGUCAAAAACUGAUCAUGGUGACUGCUACAUCUUCAUUUUCGGAAUUUCUUUCUACGAAGAAAAUGCGCAGAAUGUUCAGUUUCCCAACAAAGAAAAGGAUCUUUCUCUGCAGUGGAUUGAAAAUUUAACUCAUUUUGCGACAUUUGGCAAGCCAAAAGACCCAAAUUGGAAGCCAUUUUUUGAAUCGGGGGAAAGAAUGAAAAUUGGCGAAGAUGGAGUCUCAAGCUUCGAAAAAAUGAGCGAAGAAGACAAAAAAUACGAAGAGUAUUUUGAAAAAUUCAUGAAACCUCUCUUCAAAUAA
Molecule: messenger RNA, 1620 nt
Organism: Oikopleura dioica
Lineage: Eukaryota; Metazoa; Chordata; Appendicularia; Copelata; Oikopleuridae
Source: the annotation of a GenBank genome assembly